Suillus subalutaceus is the source of this 2134-nucleotide messenger RNA. Its product is annotated as homeodomain protein 2. Gene Ontology annotation, molecular function: DNA binding. The record is from RefSeq and is a predicted model, not a curated record. Gene Ontology annotation, biological process: regulation of transcription by RNA polymerase II. Bases 81 to 1814 code for a protein of 577 amino acids. NCBI's taxonomy places the organism in Eukaryota, Fungi, Basidiomycota, Agaricomycetes, Boletales, Suillaceae. Gene Ontology annotation, cellular component: nucleus. The transcript is spliced from 4 exons.
GAAAUACUUCAAGUUCUUCAACCUGGUCGCGAUUGAGUACUGAGUAUCAGUGCUAGUACUGCUCGAAUCCAAAAUUUUCGAUGACGGCCGGAACGACUUCUCUAGAGAUCCUAAAGCAGAUCAUACAGCGUGUUCAAGAAACACAACGCCUAUGUCUUGCUCAUCCCUCUACUUCGUCAUCGUCCUUCUCGCUCGCUUCUCAAUAUCCCCUGCGACGACCUAUUGCUAAUGUUUCCCUUCCUGACCCGCCCCCAAUACAACCUGCUCUUAUGGCUGUUGGCGCCCGGCCAGAAAUCUCCCUGGUGAUGGACCAGGAAUACCAGAAGCGGGCUGCUGAAUUGCGAACUUUCUGUCAGUCAGCUGUAGCACAUGUAUGCUCAAAUCAGGCGCAGCAUCCGUCCAUGUCUCCCUAUGUCACCGAACAAAAAAUCAUCCCCGUGUUCACCGAGUUAUAUCUCAGACAGCUCGGCUCUUGGAGGCAAGAUUGUGUCGACUUAUAUCUUAAGCAUCCGUCAACAAGAACAAGUGAAAAUGUACAACCUUCAAGUGCUACACCAAAAUUUAAUCAUGAAUAUGUUCCAUUGCUGGAAUACUUCUUCGCAGAGAACCCGUUCCCAACCCAUGCCGACAAGGCUUUUCUUGCAAAGAAAUCAGCAAUGACGUAUCGUCAGAUUCAUGUUUGGUUUCAAAACAAGCGCAACAGGAUGAAGAAAGAAGGUCAAGUCUUAAGAAGGAAGACAGUGGCGGAGGGUGCCACUCUUCCAUUGGAUAACCUGUACCAGCGUAUGGAGAAAUUUAUUGUGCCAGAAGAAAGGAAGGUGCCCGCGUCGCCUCCCAGUCGUCCGCAUUCUCCUACCAAGCAAGGAGACGAAAUGAUGUCUAUCGCAGACAACCGAUGCAACCCACUCGAACCUCUGGCAUCUUUGCACGCAUUUCCAUCGGAGUAUCCCCCUUCAUGCUCGUAUGACCCUUUCCCAUGGAAGAAUGGUGUGACGAAUUUUGGUGCACCAAAAUGGCUCCGGCGCCCAACGACCACAGCUGUUCGACGUCCUACAUUGGACAUUGAUGGGCUCGUAGACUGCUUCUCGAGGAUAAACAUUCUGGAUGAUUCUGGUUCGCGUUCACGCGGUAGUGUCGAUUCAUUUGCAGCUGUGGCUGCCAUUACAGUUAUACCCUUCCCUGCACCUCUACCUGCCCUCAUUCGGGGGACAGCUACGCGUAUUGCACCCAUCCGUGUUCCCCUACUUUCCAUUCCUGCAACUGCGUCUCGUCGUCAUGUCUUCGAUACUCCCAGUCCCCAAUCAAGACCUAUUACAUUGGUGCUGGCCUCUGAGACCCCAACAGGGCAGAAGGCCUGGCGCCGAAAAAUGGCACCAUUGCCAAAACGCAUUCCUCAUGGGAACCCGGUUUCUCAUCGGGGUGUCACGCCAGCCAUUUCGGAGGCAUCUGUUGCCUCACCUUCGCCAACAUCGCCCUCGCGUUCGUCUUCAUUCGGGUCUGAGAGCUCUUCACAGAGCCGCCUGCUCUCAAGCGCGAGCUCCGUGUCGAGCAGUUCCUCUGGUGUCACGACACCGCCUCCAUUCCCAUCACCUUCAACACAGCUUACGUCUCCUCCAAUGUCCUUGUACAAUUUCUCUUCAAAUAUGACCGAUCUAUUCGGCGAUGCUUUGGAAAGCAUUCCCUCACCGGCGGAGGGACUUCAGCUUGACUUUAAUUCAAGCAUAUUCGGGAAUGAGCACAUCCUGAAGUCGCCGGCGUUGGACUUCUCCUUCGGUGCGGCCCCAGCAGCGGGUCCUGUUCGCGCACCGUCAUGAGCUACUCUGCGGUGGGAGUCCACGGACUUCAUUUUAGCAUGCUCCAGAUAGUGCUUGCUUUCUGCCUUUGGCACGCCAGGCCUCACUGCUACGGAACAUCCAGCGGUGACGAAGGGCUACGGCAGCGCCCUAUUGCAUCCCUUCAUAUAAUACCCUGAAGCGGACCCUAUGCACUAUGCAAGUCUUAUGUAUAUGACAACGUGUCCUGACUUGCGCUGUUAUUGCUGUCUAAUCACUGCUUUUGCCUUUUAAGUAGUCAUCUCUUCCAUGCGAUAUCCUUUCUUUUCGCUCAUUUGAUGUUAUCUAGUCAUAUUAUUGUA